CGCUCUGAAGAUGGCGGUCGGAGUUGGAGAGGGAGAGGAUUUUGGUUAAACACCUGCCGCCUGUUCCUGGCCCGGGGCUGGUGGAGUGUGACUGGACACGGCGAUGAGACCGAGCCGGCGAUGCAGGGUACCGGGGGUUGAAAUGGAAGGAAACCAACCUUCUGGAGACUCCCCUCUUAUUAACCCCAGAAAUCCAGUAAAUGCAUCAAGCUCUGCAUCAGAAAUUCACCUUGAACAGUGGCAAAGCCCACCAAAACCUAAGCCUUCACUGGAGAAUGUUAGCAGUUCAAAAUCUAUAGGAGAUUCAAAGAUGAACUUUGGGAAGAUGCAAGAUUUUGCUGCAACAAAUGCAGGAAGAUAUAAAACUUGUCCAACAAAAGCUAUUCAGCCAGUUCCUAUAUUGAAUGCUUCUGCGAAAAAUAAUGCAAAUACAGAUCUGGAAAAUGCUACUAUUCAGAAACAGCGCAAUGAAUUACAGCUACUUGUUGCAGAACUGAAAGAUCGGGACAAAGAGUUAAAUGAAAUGGUGGCAGCGCACCGAAAGCAACUUGCGGCAUGGGAGGAGGAUCGUCUGAGGAUACUUAGCCUGGAAGAGAGAUGUGCUAAAUUGGAACAUGAACUGCGAAACAGGAAUGAGACCAUUAGAUCCUUAGGUGCGCAACAAAAGAUUUUGGAAUCUCAGCAAGCUGAUUGUCUGAAAACACUGACCAGUACCCAGCAACGGCUGAAGGAAAUAUCUGAAAAAGCAGCAGAAGCUGCUAAUACCUGUGAAGAAUUGGAGGACAAGAACAAAACCCUCAAUUCCUCCAAUUUAGAGCUUUCUGCCCAGGUGGGACAGUUAGAGGCACGUGAACAGGAACUCACCGCAAUGCUGGAAUUAAAGGACAAGGAUAUGGUUGACGCCACCAAUCAUAUCAUGGAUCUUACAGCUAGGUUCAAAACCUUAGAGGGUGCAUUACGAGAAGCCAGGGUAAAUGAAACGAAUACCAGAAAAGAAGUGCAUGAUUGCAAACAACAUUCAAAGAAACUAAGACAUGAAAUUUGCAAGCUCAAAGAUGAGUUAGAUGAAAAGACUGUGGAAAAUAAUGAACAAAGAGAAGAAAUUAUUCGUCUUAAACAAGAGAGGCAAUAUCUAGGAAAUGAGCUCACUUUAGCAGUUGAAAGGGAGAAGAGGAAAGAUCAGAUACUGGAGCUGGCAAGGUCAAAACAGGAGCGAGCGGACACUGAAUUGCAUGGUCUUCGACAGGUGAAUGAAAAACAACAACAUGACUUGCAGCUUCUGCAUCUGAAUCUUGAAAGUUCUCAGGAGUUGAUCCAAAUACAGGAGGAGAAAAUUCUGGAAAUUAGUUCAAGUCGACUUCUCUCCGACUCAAUGACACCGAGCAGGGAUGGGCGUAAUGAGAUAGAGGAGCAAAAUCACAAAAAUGAUGUAGUUAGAAAAUGGAAAAAGGAGGCAAACAAAGACUGCGUAGUGACCAGACACAAAGAAGAAACAACUAAACCAAUGCAAAGCUUUAGUGAUGAAUUAAUUUCAUAUAAUACCAAAGAACAAAGCCAUAUGUUAGUCUCAGAAGUGGGUAAUACUGCCAGAAAUUAUACCUCGACCGAAUAUGUAAAUGCUCAAACAUUCUGUCCUAACAAUUUCGACCAGACUGCAAAUGGAAAUCUGGCAUUCAAGAACUAUAGUCUACAGGUUAAUGUUAAUGAUUCUAAUAAAAAAACAACAAAAUAUGUUCUCCCAAAGCAAAGCUCCAAAUAUACAACUGCAAAUGAUUGUAUCUCACCUCAGUCAAGAGAUGACAAUUUACAGCAAGUGUCAAGGAAGCAAAAAUGGAGAUUUGAAGAAUCGUCUGAUGUCAAUCCCACAGAGUGUAUGGAACAAUAUAAUAAUGUAAAUUAUACAAGCAUUGAUCAUCACAGUCCUCGCUGCAGCAGUUCUUGCAAAGGCAAUUUAACCAGCAGUUCAGUAGAAAAUCAUUAUACACUUUGUUCAAAGACAAGUGCAACUUCUAUUGUAUCAACUAAAGAAGCAAUGAAGACGUCAGAGAAUCAUAAAAUGGAGGACAAGUACUGUAACGAAUUGAAUGAACGUAAAAUUAAUGAUGAAAUGAUUCGACCUCAUACAAGGUAUGAAACCGACCAGGAGCCUCCAAACCCAGAACAAGAUUGGAUGAAGAAUUAUCAGCCAGCUGUUGAUGUAAAGGAUUUGUGGUGGCUGUACCUAAAUGAUGGUUCAGGAUCCUCACAUGAGUUAGACAGUCCUGCUAGUAUGGGAAAAAAGAGUGAGGACAGGCUGGAAUUGAAUACAUUUAGUCUGGAUUCACCACCACGUUCUGUGAAUUCCUCACCAGUCAGAGAGCGGUCAAGAGGAAAGAGCAGCAUCCAUGGUGACCUAUCUGUGAAUGACUCUGUUUCACCAGUGAGGCUGAACAUUAACGAGGACAACGAAAGAGGGUCUGCUAAUAAUCCUUUCCGAGAUGACUGUUCACCAACGAUUAAACUGCAACGUCUGCUGGCUGAAUCCCGACAGAUGGUUGCUAGUCUGGAACGAAGCACUCAAGUUCCUCAUAGCUUAUCAUCCUGUGCUAACAACAAUAAUAACGCAAGGGAUGGUUGCUCGCUCUAAUAUGAGAAAAUCACUCCUGUGUGACAAGAUAAAACAACAGAAAAUUGCAAAGUGGAGUGAAUGCUGUAACAAGAACUUUAGGCGGCAAUGGAAGAAGCAUUAAACUGCCAAUAUCUAUGACAGUUACACUUAAUAUUUACCGGACCAGAUUCUGAUGUGUUUUAGGAUGCAGAUAUGAAAAUUGCAAAUAAAUACUUGGAAGCAAUUGUCAUUUGUGGACAGUUAUAACUAUAGUAAUGGUAUUUCAAGCUGUAAAUAUUUUAUUUUUAAUAUCCCAGUCCUGAUCAGACUAUCAGGAGUAUCUGUUGAAAUUAGACACAGAAAAUAAUUAUGUUCAAGGUGGUGUUUUAGAGCAAGAUCACAACACUUUUAUAAAUAAAUUUUGCUGUUUAUAACAUAAUAAAUACAUUUUUAAAAUCUCGUUUAUAUAAUCAAAUAAAUUGAAUGGCUGAAAUCCGUCUUCAAUCAGCUGAUUAAACUAGCCCACCUUUUCAGUUUUAACCAUAGUUACAAAGCAUAUGUGAUAUCAAAUGCAGAAAAGAGAAACUCCAGUGAACCAUCAAUAUGUAGAGGGCUUCUCCUGUUCUUUUGUGUUUCUGUUGCUUACCUAGUCAAUGAGUCUUUCUGCAUCUUUGGUAAUCCAUUUAAUGAAGUACUCUGCCUGAUCUACAUCUAUAUUAUUUUGAAUACUCUGUUAAUCUGUAAAACUAGUGAGAAUGUGAUUUUUUUAUUACUAAGGGGGAGGCUCAGUGGUUAGCACUGCUGCCUCACAAUGCCAGGGACCCAGGUUCAAUUCCUCCCUUGGGCAACUGUCCACGUGGAGUUUGCACAUUCACUCCAUGUCUAUGUGGGUUUCCUUUGAGUGCUCUGGUUUCCUCCCUCCAAGGAGGUACAGGUGAGGUAGAUUGGCCAUGCUAAAUUGCCCAUCGUGUCCAGGGAUGUGCUUGCGAGUUAGGUGGAUUUGCUGGAUUGCAGGGAUAGGGUAGGCCCUACGGGUCUGGGGUAUGCUCUUCAGAGGGUCGAUGUGGACUUGAUGGGCCAAUACUUCCACACUGUAUUUCUAUGAUUCUAGAUGUCAGCGACGUUGUUCCUUGAACAACUUUCCUUUAUUUUUUAAGCUUUUCUGUUUUGAUUUAGCAUGAUCUUUCUAAGCCCCUGGAUUUUAUUACUGAAACAUUAACAUUGCAAAAUGAAUCCUUUUCUAAUAAAUCAUUGACAUGAUGUUGAGAAAAGACUGAUUCAGAAAGAUAGUACAUUUGAGCCAUUGAUCACACAGGCUAAUGAAAUACUGUACAGUGUACAAAACAUUAUAUACAUAUUUGAGAACAAAGUUUCUAUGGAUGCUCACUAUUAACAUUAAAUUGAAAAUGCGUUUACCACGUGCUAUAAUUACUAACUUUUUUUUGUUUCUACCUCUCUUCAAAGUGGCUCUCAAAGGCAGUUAGAGAUGGGUAAGUGUUGGCAUUGCCAGGUAUGCCCAUAUCUCUCAAAAAAAUAAAAAAUAAAAUAUAGUAUGGUUUUUACAUGCAAAACUAGGAUUAAAACUAAGCUAUCCAGCUUCUAGUGGCCUGCUCUGCCAUUCGCUAAGAUCAUGUCUACCUAAAAUCCACUGUCCCGCCGUAUCCUUGAUUUUCUUAAUGUUCAAAAUGUACCUUAGCCUUGAACUGAGCUUCCACAUUCUCAUUCUAGACCCUCUAGUCAAAGGAGUGCUGAGUCGGCCAUAGAGGCAGCAACAUGUUAGGCAAACCCAAUUCUUUCUUCAAGAUGUUCAUAUAUGCAUAUUCCAUGUGGACUCUGGGUAUCAGGAGUGGUGUUCUAGCCAGAUUCCUCACUCUAGUAUUGAGGUACAUUGAAGUGAUUGACCCUACUAUUCUGGUUAGUUUAGAAAAUUAGCAUUUGGUAGGGAUUGGUUGGAUUCAUUCCUGGUCCAUUUAUCUCAGUGCCAACUGAAAUGUUAAUGUCCUUUUAAAGAUGCUUCAAAAAUGCAUACACUUUGUUAUUUCAUUUUCAUGUAAAUAUUAUGCUAACUGUUACAUUCAUUGUAUAAAUUGUAGAACUAUUUGUAUUUAUUUUUAAUGCAAAGAUAGUGCUGUGGUCCCAUGAAUUAUUGAAGCACACCAUUAGUUUCAUGAAUAUGUAAGUAAAUAGUUUCUGUUUGCUUUUGAUGAUUAAUGUAGGUCUACUUAAAUGUACAGAAAUAUGUUUUCAAACUAUAAAGCUUUCUUAGUUCCUGCAAUUAUAUGAUGGAUCAUUUCAUUCUGAAAAUUAGCGUCAUGAGUAAAUGGAGUAAGUUGCAUUCUUUCAGGAACUAGUCAACCAGUUGGUGGAAUAUUUCAUUUUGAAUUUCCAGCCUCGACUAACACUUGGCCUGUGCCUUCAUUAUAUGGUCAAGUGCCAUUGCUUGUCUUGAGAUGGUGGUGUAAUUCACCAUAUGAGAGAGGCAAGAAGAUCAACUGCACCUCAAAUAAAACUGCCCACACCCAACCUCCCCACCAUUGUGCCUCCUUUGAGAUUGACACUGCCAAUUGCAACAGUUGAAAUACACUGGACAUGAGAGUAAUGGAGAAAAUACGUACUUUUAUUAUGAAAACAUUUGCAUGAGAGGAACAACAGAACAAGUAUUAUUUGUUAAUACUAACUUUAAUACACUUUUUUUGUAAUUUUGUAUUUUUUUAAUGUUUUAUUUUGUUGGGGCUUGGCCAUUACUGAAAAUGUAAAUAAUUUGAGAUAUUUAUUGAUUGUUUUAUUAUAAAACUCAACAGUGUAUGUUCCUACUGUCAUAUAAUAGCACUAGUUUAGCUGAAUUCAUUGAAUUAAUUUUUUAUGUAUAUGAAAUUGGUUUAUUUCAGACCUUUAUAUUGAAAUUAAUAGCAAUUUUGUACUUGCAGCUUUUUUAUUAGAAUUUAUUUAAGUUCCCAAAGGGUGUUGUGUGUUUGUAUAAAGUAAUGACAUUAGAUCUGCAUUAUGAAGGUGAUGUACAUGAGACUACAUGAUACAUUUGGCCACUAAAUGCUGUUUUCAAAUUUUUU
Molecule: messenger RNA, 5655 nt
Organism: Hemiscyllium ocellatum (epaulette shark)
Lineage: Eukaryota; Metazoa; Chordata; Chondrichthyes; Orectolobiformes; Hemiscylliidae
Gene: ccdc62
Product: coiled-coil domain containing 62
Exons: 15
Coding region: 104-2626 (840 amino acids)
Source: RefSeq, a predicted model, not a curated record